Molecule: messenger RNA, 1668 nt
Organism: Micropterus salmoides (largemouth bass)
Lineage: Eukaryota; Metazoa; Chordata; Actinopteri; Centrarchiformes; Centrarchidae
Gene: rdh1
Product: retinol dehydrogenase 1
Exons: 6
Coding region: 375-1394 (339 amino acids)
Molecular function (GO): oxidoreductase activity
Source: RefSeq, a predicted model, not a curated record
GAGUUGUAAAGCUUCAGCUCUUGAUGGACUUUGGCUCCUCUGUUUCUGUUUUAACCUGCUCUUCAAAUUGGUAACAUUAAUUUCCCAUCAAUAUAACCUUUGGGCUGAGUUGGUGUGAUUUCAGAGUGGAUUUGAGGUAAAAGGGGGGAAUGCAGUCAUCAAAACCAGGGGUCAUGUAGUCUGGUGUUGUCUGUUGCGCAACCCCCCCACGUUGGUGAAAAGGCCUGCUGCUCUAUCCACUAUGGACCUUGACUCUGCAGACAAACACACAUGCGCAAUCAUCACACCCCAGCACAACUUCACGUUUCCAGUGUCUACUAAGAAAGGAUCGUCACCCAUUCUCUGAAGACACAUUUUUCAUGUAAACUGUUGCUAUGGUAUCAACUGUCAAUCUAACAACAUAUUUAUUUGAGGUAAUCCUGUCACACCUGGCCUUAACAUGUGCUUUACUUCUGGCCAUUCUCGCUGCCAUCCGCUGGUACAUCAGAGACUCUUACAAGGUCGACGGCUUCAACCAGAAGCAUGUGUUCGUCACAGGCUGUGACAGCGGUUUUGGGAAUCUGCUGGCCAGACAGCUGGAUGAAAGGGGUUUCCACGUCAUAGCUGCAUGUCUCACAGAGAAAGGUGCAGCAGAUUUGGCAGCAUCUGCCUCCUCCAGACUGAAGACCUUCCUGCUGAAUGUUACAGACAGUGCGAGCAUCAGGAAGGUGGUGGAGUUUGUGAGCAAAGAGGUCAAGGAGCGAGGCCUGUGGGGUCUGGUGAACAAUGCCGGCAGGUCCAUACCCAUCGGCCCAACAGAAUGGAUGCAUCUGGAGGAUUUCACAAAGGUUUUGGAUGUGAAUCUGAUAGGAGUUAUUGAUGUGACGCUCCAGUUUCUGCCACUGCUGAAAAAGGCCCAGGGCAGGGUGGUUAAUGUGGCCAGUGUCCUGGGUAGACUGUCUCUCACUGGUGGAGGGUACUGCAUAUCCAAAUGGGGAGUGGAAGCCUUCUCCGACUGCACCAGGAGGAACAUGAAGCAAUUUGGCAUCAAAGUGAGCAUUAUCGAGCCGGGUUUCUUCAAGACUGCUGUCACCCAGCUGGAUCUUAUUGAAGGUGACCUGAAGAGGCUGUGGAACCGCCUCCCCCAAGAUGUCAAAGACUCUUAUGGAGCUACAUACAUUAAUGACUAUAUGAAGUCUCAAGACAUCUGCAUGCAAAUCUUGUGCAGUUCAGAUAUCUCUAAGGUGACCUGGUGUAUGGAGCAUGCGCUCACAGCUCGCUUCCCACGCACACGUUAUAGUGCUGGCUGGGAUGCUAAGCUUUUUUGGAUUCCUCUGUCUUAUCUCCCUUCAUUUGUGUCAGACUUUCUUAUGACGGUGCUUCUUCCUUUACCUAAGGGUGACAGAAAAGUCUAGCUCUGUGAAAUAGUUUGUAUGAUGAUAUUUUGCUGUCCAAAGUGUAUGUAUGCAUGGAAACCGGCAGCCAAAAGUGAUAAAAUCAAGUAUAUUGUGACAAUAUGGUAAAAAAAAAAAGAGUGUCAAGACUGUGUUACAAAAUAGGAAAUUUAUUCAUUCAUGUCUCACCAGCAGCAAUUUAAACCAUAUGGGCAUAUUGUGGAUGAUCACAGAUACAGUUUUUAUUGUCCUCAUUACAGUACAAAAUAAAUCAUUCUGUGAAGUUAAGAAUUUA